AGUUCAUUUUCUUUCAAUUCUAAUCAAUGAAACCUCCAAAUAAAAAAUGCCUGCAACCAUACUCCUCCCCUCUCUCAAUACUACACUCAAAAUGAUUGAUUAUAAAUACCAAACGCGCCCCACACAAGUUAACAGAACCAUAAACGCUCGCCCCACACAAGUUAACAGAACCAUAAACGCUCAAACACGCGCCACACAAGUUAACAGAAUCAUAAACGCUCAAACGCGCACCAUACAAGUUAACAGAAAUAUAACCGCUCGCAUGGAGUCUCCAAAUCACGAAACCAAAACCAAAAUGGAAGAAAAAGAAGCCAUUAAAACUGAGAGCAAGUUUCGAUCAGAGUUUCUGCAAAUGCUCCGUAAGAGACGAGCUCCUCAAGUUCCGUUAACGGUUGAAAUCGCAAAACCAGCGGAGAUUUUUUGGUAUGAGAACAAUCCAAACGAAGAGGAGAUUAUGAAAUCUUGUCCAAAGAAAGACAUUGAGAAUUUCAAAGAUUUGGUCAAGGAGGAGAAUCUGUAUAUAAAUAUAGAGGAAGGAGAUCAAGGAAAGUUGCCUGUGUUGAUUUUGAGCUUGAAGGGAAGUGAUAAGCAGAUAAAAAGACCUGCGGUUGUUUUCCUUCACGGUUCAUACAUGUGUAAAGAAUAUUUGCGUCCAUUGCUAGAGGCAUACGCUUCACGGGGAUACAUAGCAAUUUCGGUUGAUUCUCGUUACCAUGGUGAACGAGCGAAGAGCGCCACCACCUAUCAAGAGGCUCUUAUUUCUGCAUGGAAAAUCGGAGACACAAUGCCAUUCAUAUAUGACACGGUUUGGGACUUGAUUAAAUUGGCAGAUUAUCUAACACAGAGAGAAGAUAUAGACCCCUCUAGGAUAGGAAUCACAGGAAUAUCACUUGGAGGAAUGCAUGCAUGGUUUGCUGCAGCUGCUGAUACUCGCUAUGCAGUAAUUGCUCCUCUAAUUGGUGUUCAGGGAUUUCGAUGGGCCAUAGACAACGAUAAGUGGCAUGGCCGAGUUGAUAGUAUAAAGCCUGUUUUUGAAGUAGCUCGUGAAGAUUUGGGUAAAAAUGCUAUCGACAAAGAAGUAGUGGAAAAGGUGUGGGACAGGAUUGCUCCUGGUUUGGCUUCCCAUUUUGAUUCCCCUUACUCAAUUCCACCUAUUGCACCCCGUCCUCUGCUUAUUCUCAAUGGUGCGGAAGAUCCUAGGUGUCCCCUUGCCGGUUUGGUAACUCUAAUGUUAAAAAUAAGUCAGAUAUAUGCAGAGUUUCAAUGCUCAAAUAAUUUUAAGGCAUAAUAUAAUGCUCUCCUAAAGAAUGAUUCCUGGAACUUGGUGCCCCCCCUCUUGCAGUUACAAAAGGCUGGGCUAUUCAGCAAUUAGACAUCAACAAUGCCUUUCUCAAUGGGUUCCUUAAUGAAGAAGUGUAUAUGGUACAUCCCCCUGGAUUUGAGAAAGGUGAUACUCCUCUUGUUUGUAAACUCAACAAAGCAUUAUAUGCACUUAAGCAUGCCCCUAGAGCCUGGUUUGAAAAAUUAAAAGGUGAUCUGCUUUCACUCAAUUUUACUGCAAGUAAAUGUGAUCCCUCCUUGUUCAUGUUGCAUACUCCUACACAGUGCACUAUUGUACUAGUGUAUGUAGAUGAUAUUAUCAUUACAUGUACAUCAAAAGCCUUCAUUCAGCAACUAACCACCAAACUUAAUCUCUCUUUCUCUCUCAAGGACUUAGGCCAACUUGACUAUUUCUUGGGAAUUGAGGUCCUUCAUCUGCCUAGUGGAUCACUUAUAUUGUCUCAAAGUAAAUAUAUCAAGGAUCUUUUGAGUAAAGCCCAAAUGUCUAAUGCAAAAGAAAUUGCUUCCCCUAUGGCCUCCAGCACUGAACUGUUCAAAGUUGGCUCAGCCAAUGUUAGUGACCCUACAAUGUUCAGAUCCAUAGUUGGAGCUCUACAAUAUGCAACCAUUACCAGGCUUGAAAUCUCUUGCAGUGAACAAAGUGUGCCAAUUUGUGUCCAAUCCUCUUGAAGAUCAUUGGAAGGCAGUAAUGAGGAUUUUGAGGUAUCUCCAAGGGACUCUUAAUCAUGGUCUGCUCCUUGUCCCAGCUGAUAACACCACUCCCAUCAACAUCACACGUUUUUGUGAUGUUGACUGGGCCUCUGACCCAGAUGACAGGAGGUCCACCUCAGGGACUUGUAUAUUCCUUGGUCCUAAUCUAGUUUCAUGGUGGGCUAAGAAACAAACACUGGUGGCUAGGUCCAGUGCAGAUGCAGAAUACAUGAGCUUAGCUCAUGCUACUGCAGAGAUCCUGUGGCUUCAGUCAUUACUGCAAGAACUUAGAGUUCCACAUAAAGUGCCAAAAAUUAUGUGUGAUAAUCUAAGUGUUGUUGCUCUCUCUCACAAUUAUGUUCUUCACUCAAGAACAAAGCAUAUGGAACUCGAUAUAUUUUUUGUCAAGGAGAAAGUCAUAACUCUGUUAUGAAAACAAUUACAGUUCUAGCUGUCAUGUAAAAUUUUAUAAAUACAGUCUUGUAAAAGAAACUGAAUCAUAAUGAAAAUAGAAUUCAGCUUCUAACAAA
Messenger RNA from Lathyrus oleraceus (garden pea), 2561 nucleotides. RefSeq lists its product as uncharacterized. NCBI's taxonomy places the organism in Eukaryota, Viridiplantae, Streptophyta, Magnoliopsida, Fabales, Fabaceae. Gene Ontology annotation, molecular function: serine-type peptidase activity. Gene Ontology annotation, biological process: proteolysis. The record is from RefSeq and is a predicted model, not a curated record. The transcript is spliced from 13 exons. The coding region runs from base 47 to 1288 and encodes 413 amino acids.